This is a messenger RNA of Bolinopsis microptera, 1935 nucleotides long. RefSeq names its product zinc transporter ZIP1-like. The coding region runs from base 14 to 1015 and encodes 333 amino acids. Gene Ontology annotation, cellular component: plasma membrane. NCBI's taxonomy places the organism in Eukaryota, Metazoa, Ctenophora, Tentaculata, Lobata, Bolinopsidae. Gene Ontology annotation, biological process: zinc ion transmembrane transport. The transcript has 6 exons. The record is from RefSeq and is a predicted model, not a curated record. Gene Ontology annotation, molecular function: zinc ion transmembrane transporter activity.
UUUGUAGCUGACAAUGGAAUCCCUACUGGUAUGGCAGUUAAUAUCUAUAGUGAGUCUUAUUAUUGGAGUGUACUUGUUUGGAUUCGCCCCUCUGUUGCUAGGUAACAGCAUCAGUAAAGGUCAUGUCAGUCUGCUGUCUGCUUUCUCUGGGGGUGUCCUCAUUGGUACUACAUUCAUUCAUCUCUUUCCUGAGGUAUCAGAAUCAGCAGCUAAGUUCAGAUGUGCAGUAGGAAUGGACUCCCCCUACCCAAUAGGAGAGCUGCUAAUCUGUGUGGGUCUAAUAGCAGUAAUGAUAAUAGAGAACAUGGCAGCAGAGUAUGAACACAUAGCACACGAAGUAAAGAUACAAGCAAGGAUAGAGGAUGAAGACGAUGAGGGAGCCGCGCUGUUUGAUCCGCAUAACCACAAGGCACUGAACGGACACAGCCAUGAUGGUGGAGGAGGGCAUGGUCAUGGUGGGGGAGGUCACAGUCACACCUCUCAUUUUGCUAUGACGGAGGAGCUAGGUUGGGGAGCUUACAUUCUGGUGGUGGCUCUGUCAAUACACUCUAUAUUGGAGGGUAUUGCUAUAGGACUAGCUGAUACUGUAGAGGAUCUUAUCACACUGUUCUUAUCUGUUAUCAUUCACGAGGUAUGCCUGGCAUUUGCGCUAGGAUUGAAACUCUAUGUAGACAAACACACCAUAAAACAGUUUGUUAUCUCCCUCUCCAUCUUCGUUAUCUCGUGCCCUGUGGGGAUUGGUAUUGGAAUGUUGGUGGUGGAGCAUUUUACUGACGUCACUCUCACUAAAAUAGUAUUCGUACUAAAAGCUCUGGCUACAGGAACGUUCGUACAGGUCACAUUCCUGGAGAUUGUAGCCCCGGAAUUCUCUCACCGUCACAUCAACCAGCUCUUCAAGAUGGCAUCCUUAACCUUUGGGUUCAUCUUUAUAUCUAUUGUCAUGUACUCGAUACACGAGUUUCCCAGCACUGACUUUUGUAAAUCUUUGAUUGAGGGCGUGGUCGGGAAUGUGUGACUGUGGGAAGUCUGUCAGUUUUUAAAUGUUUUUAUGUUUUACGAGUUAGUGAAGCGAUGAUUCACUUAUUAUUGCUAAUUUGACGGUUUUGUCUUAACCCCAGCUUUGUUUCGUUGUUAUUUCAGUGCUACUUUAAUUGCAGAACAUCGUAAUUUGUUAAGUUAAGACACAAUAUAUUAUAUUCUCAAUCAAUUUUCUCAGUAUGAUAAACUAACAUUCAUUGUGGUCAUGUAAAGACUGGUAAUCGGAAUAUAUUCUCAAGAAAUAACAAUACUUUUGAUUGUAAUUAGUUAUAUAUUUGUUAAUGUUAUUUGUAAAUUACAGUAGGUUAAUUUGAAAAUUCGUUAUUAUAAUAAUAUUGUAAACAGUAAAUUCGCUAUCAAAUAGCUAUUCUCUUCACUGUGUUGUAUUAGCUAAUUAAUUGCCUGUGCUUAAUUUGUCUUAACUUAAUUUGCCCCCAACAGCUUGUCCAUAAGCCGAAUUAGUAAAAUGAUAAUUAAAUGGUUUGUUCUAUUUUUGCUUAUUUGUUGAUAGUUUCUAUGCACUUACAAAGAUUAUAAGUGCGAAUCUAAAAAACUGUUGAAGUUUUUAACGUGUGUUUAAAAUAUUAAUUCCCUUUUUCUAUUAAUAAUGAGAAUGAAGCGUUAAUCUAAUUAACAUUCAUACCGUAUUUACUAUUUGUAGUUUGUCUAUUAUUUCUUCAUGAAUUUUUUGUCAUAAAACAGAAUUGCUAAUGCAAACAGCUUAAAUGAAUGAUCAUUCCUUUUUAAGGGUUACAUAUGUUAGUUUCCCGGAUUUAUUUCUCAUUUAUUCCUUUGAACUUUGUUGUGAAAAAACGUUGUUUGAAAUGGUUAUUAUGACUUAAUAUGUCGUUUUAUUGAAAACUGUACUUUGCAAAUUUUUGCUUCAAUGUUUUGAAA